Mytilinidion resinicola is the source of this 2318-nucleotide messenger RNA. RefSeq names its product DEAD-domain-containing protein. Gene Ontology annotation, cellular component: nucleus. NCBI's taxonomy places the organism in Eukaryota, Fungi, Ascomycota, Dothideomycetes, Mytilinidiales, Mytilinidiaceae. The record is from RefSeq and is a predicted model, not a curated record. Bases 110 to 2035 code for a protein of 641 amino acids. The transcript has a single exon. Gene Ontology annotation, biological process: ribosome biogenesis. Gene Ontology annotation, molecular function: nucleic acid binding; ATP binding.
CGUAGACGAGACUCCUGUAGAACCCUCAAACGCACCUCUGAGCAGCGAGCUCGAUACCUUCACAUCCCUUGGGCUAUCGACGACAAUUGCGUCCCAUCUGUUGAACAAAAUGGACAUGAAGGCACCCACCGCCAUUCAGAAAAAGACCAUUACGCAACUUCUGAAAGACGACUCGGAUGCGUUGAUACAGGCAGAGACGGGCUCGGGCAAGACAUUGGCAUAUCUACUGCCGAUUGUGCAACGGAUAAUGGAGUUGUCAUCUUCCAUGAAGAAGCGGAAGGCGGAUGAUGGUCCGGGUGCCAUCCACCGAGACUCGGGCUUGUUUGCAAUUAUUCUCGCACCGACGCGGGAAUUAAGCAAGCAGAUUGCAGUCGUACUGGAGCGUCUCAUUCGUUGUGCGCAUUGGAUUGUACCUGGUACCGUGAUUGGAGGAGAAAAAAAGCAGUCUGAAAAAGCUCGUCUAAGAAAAGGAGUACAUAUCUUGGUGGCGACGCCGGGCCGGCUUGCAGACCAUCUAGAGCACACCGAGAGAUUGGAUGUCAGCAACGUCCGCUGGCUGGUUCUCGAUGAAGGAGAUCGUCUCAUGGAGCUUGGUUUCGAGAAGGAGAUUCAGAAGAUCAUCGGCAAUCUCAACUUAAGAAUGAGGGCGGUGAAGGAUCCCAAGGCGAUGAUUCCAGGUUUGCCAUCGAAACGAAUGACAUAUCUAUGCUCGGCAACUAUGAAAACGAAUGUUCAGCGCCUGGGAGAAAUAUCGUUGAAAGAAGCUGCGCUCAUCCAAGCCGACACUUUUGACGAAUCAAAGAAAGACGACGAGAAUAUAUCUGAGGACCGCGCAUUUCUGGCACCAGCACAACUGAAGCAGUCGUACGCCACUGUCCCGGCAAAACUGCGACUAGUGUCUCUCAUUGCUUUCCUAAAACGCGCCUUUGCUCGAAAAGGCUCUGUCAUGAAAGUUAUUGUAUUCAUCUCCUGUGCCGACUCAGUUGAUUUUCAUUUCGAUAUUCUCACGAGUCAGCUUGAGUCAGAGGACCCUUCCGACACCGAGGAGCCAAAGGUAGUCCAAGAACCGACAAAGCAGAGGGAUUCAAAAUCACAGCCCUCAAAAACGCCUCAGUCAAACCCAACAGUCCUAGCCGUAACACAUGCCGAAUCUAGCGUUCUCUCACAAAAGAUCUACAAGGUCACCACCUACCGUCUUCAUGGGUCUCUUCCUCAGGCCCUUCGCACUUCCACCCUCGCACACUUUACCAAGAACACCGAGCCGUCUCUCCUCCUAGCCACCGAUGUGGCCUCUCGCGGUCUCGACGUCAAUGCCGACCUCGUUAUUGAGUUCGACCCCGCGUUCGCUCGCGAAGACCAUCUUCAUCGUAUUGGUCGCACGGCUCGCGCCGGUCGCGACGGUCGCGCUUGCAUCUUCCUGAUGCCCGGUUGCGAAGAAGGCUACGUCGAAAUCUUGAAAGGCGAUCGCAAAGAGAGCGAGGGCGGGCAUAACAUCAGUCGGCAAGACGCAGAAGAAAUCCUCAGGAAAGGUCUCGUUGAUUCCGGCCCAUCGAAACCCACGCUCAACAGAUACGGGAAACCAGACAAGGUGACUUAUGCAGACAAGGCGACGAAUCUGCAACUUGCGGUCGAGCGAUGGGCAAUGGCAUCUCCGGCUAGGCUUGAGAGUGCGAGGAGGGCAUACCAGAGUCAUAUCCGCGCCUAUGCGACUCAUGUCACUGCAGAACGUGGGUACUUUGAUAUCAAGCAGCUGCACUUGGGGCAUUUAGCCAAGGCGUUUGCGCUGCGGGAGAAGCCAUCGGGCAUGAAAGUGCCAGGCCAGCGGACGGGAGCUGGAAGGGACAGUGGCAGAGGGGGCGCGAAGGGUGCUGGGAGGAAUGAGAAGGGUGAAAGGAAGAGUACGAGGAAGAUGCAAGUGGUUGAGCCGCAGCCUGGUGAAGCUGAGGAGGAAGCAGCGAAGAUGAGGAAGGCCGUUAGGGCGAGGGAGAAGUUUAUGAGAGGUGCGGGUGUGGCAGAUGAAUUCAAUCUUGGCUAAAGGUUUCGAGUGGACAUACAAAUAAUAUACCCAUCAAAUUGGACGGGUUCUCAAGCUUCCGAUGUCAGGAAUGGUUUUCGAAGUGAUUGCAGACUCUUAACAAGUGUGCACUCUCGUCUAGCACCGUUUGAAGUCCUUCGACAUGGUAUCAGAAAUCUGGAUGGGCCGUAUCUCAAUCGUUUUGAACAAGCGGUAAACUCACUGGGCUACUCCAGACGGCUUCGUCUCCUAGAUCAGCCACUAUCGAUAAUGCAUCAUGAUGAAUAUAUGCCAAGAAAACAGA